This is a messenger RNA of Tarenaya hassleriana, 3189 nucleotides long. Its product is annotated as protein argonaute 5. NCBI's taxonomy places the organism in Eukaryota, Viridiplantae, Streptophyta, Magnoliopsida, Brassicales, Cleomaceae. The transcript has 22 exons. The coding region runs from base 60 to 2999 and encodes 979 amino acids. Gene Ontology annotation, molecular function: protein binding; RNA binding. Gene Ontology annotation, biological process: regulatory ncRNA-mediated post-transcriptional gene silencing. Gene Ontology annotation, cellular component: cytoplasm. The record is from RefSeq and is a predicted model, not a curated record.
UCUUCUCUCUGAGUUUAUCUGAAUCCUUUUCAUUUUCAUUUUCCUUGUCAUCGGAGAUAAUGUCCCAACGUGGCGGUGGGCGGCGUUCUGGUCAGUCUUCUUCCGGCGGGGAUCCUGCAUGGCCGGGGCUUCGCGGCUCUGGCGGCCGUGGAGUCGCCUCUGCUUCCCGCGGUGGGAGGGGCCGUGAAAGCGUCACCAGUGUCUCGACGCCUUCUCCGAAUCCGACUCCGACUCUGACUCCGACUCAGACGGCGGCGAGUGCUUCACAGGCGACGAGUCAUUCACCGGCGGCGAGUUCUUCAUCGGCUUCGACGGGUGCAUCGACGCUUCCUCCGCCUGCAUCGACUUCGACUCUGAGUCGUGAGUUAUCGGAGAAGGCUCACAUCGAGCCGAAGCCAGGGACGUCGGAGCUGCCGCCGGCGUCUUCGAAAGCGGUGGUACUGGCGGCACGACCUGGGUUCGGAACGGUGGGUAGAAAGGUCACCGUCCGCGCGAACCAUUUUCUGGUGGAGAUGGCCGAUAGAGAUCUCUGCCACUACGAUGUGGCAAUUUCACCUGAGGUCAUAUCGAAGAAAGUUAACCGAGAUGUGGUGGCUGAACUUUGCCACAUCUAUGGAGAAUCGCUGCUGGGUGGCAAAUUACUCGCUUAUGAUGGCAUGAAGAGUGUCUACACCGCAGGGGCUCUUCCCUUUGAGUCGAAGGAAUUCGUGGUUAAGCUGCAGAACAAUGAAAAGGGUGCUAAAUCAUCAUCUUCAAGGAAGGAGCGACAGUUCAAGGUUGUUAUGAAAAUGGCAUCAAGACCGGAUCUGUAUCAUUUGCAGCAGUUUUUACGUGGGAAACAGAGGGAUGCUCCGCAUGAAACUGUUCAAGUUCUCGAUGUUGUACUUCGAACAACUCCAGCGAGACACUAUGUCACUGUGGGCAGGUCCUUUUUCCAUCCUUCCUUGGGACAAAAAGGUGCUCUCGCCGACGGUGUUGAAUAUUGGAGAGGAUACUAUCAAAGCCUCCGAUUGACACAGAUGGGUCUGUCCCUUAAUAUUGAUGUUUCCGCAAGGCCGUUCUAUGAGCCAGUCCUUGUCACUGACUUUGUGAGCAAGCACUUGAACAUAAGGGACUUCAGCAGACCGCUUUCUGACAUGAACCGUGUUAAGGUCAAAAAAAUCUUGAGGUCUAUAAAGGUGGAAUUGGGACACUGUGGUUACUCUAUAACCAAGAAGAUUACCAGUGUUUCCAAUUGCCCUAUAAGCCAACUAAGCUUUACUCUUGAAAGUGGCAAGAAUGUGACUGUGGUUCAGUAUUUCCUUGAGAAAUACAAUUACAGAGUUAAAUACCCUGCUUUACCUGCACUUCAAUCUGGAAGCGACUCGAAGCCUGCAUAUUUUCCGAUGGAACUUUGUAGAAUCGCUGAAGGUCAACGAUACACUAAAAGGCUCAAUGAGCGGCAGGUAACUGCCAUGUUGGGCGCUACUUGCCAACGUCCAGUUGAUAGAGAGAGAGAUGUAAAAAAGAUGGUCACCGAGAAUAGCCACAUCAAAAACAAGCUUGUGAGUAAGGAGUUUGGACUUCAAGUGAAAGAACAGCUAGCUGUCGUCGAGGCUCGUGUUUUGCCCCCACCUAUGCUCAAGUAUCAUGACACUGGGAAAGAGAAGACGGUGGAUCCUAGACUUGGUCAGUGGAACAUGAUUGACAAGAAAAUGGUCUUGGGUGCGAGAGUGGCUUCAUGGACUUGUGUGAACUUCUCUACACGGGUCGAUCAAGGUUUGCUUCAUGAGUUCUGCCACCAACUGAUUGGCAUGUGUGUCAGCAAAGGAAUGCAAUUUAAUCCCGAACCAGCUGUCGCCUUUUCGGCUGGUCGUCCUCAACAAAUCGAAGCCGCACUUGUAGAGAUACACAAGAAGACAACUGCAAAACCCCUCCAGCUGUUGAUAGUAAUCUUACCCGACGUAUCUGGAUCGUAUGGGAAGAUCAAAAGGAUAUGUGAGACUGAACUGGGGAUCGUCUCACAAUGCUGCAAACCGAAUCAAGUUUAUAAACUCAGCAAGCAAUACAUGGAAAAUGUGGCAUUGAAGAUCAAUGUUAAGGCCGGUGGGCGCAAUACAGUUCUGCAAGAUGCCAUUCGGAGAAAUAUCCCUUACGUUACUGAUCGACCCACCAUAAUCCUUGGUGCGGAUGUGACUCACCCGUCGCCUGGAGAAGACUCGAGCCCUUCUAUCGCAGCUGUUGUAGGCUCGAUGGACUGGCCCGAGGUCACUAAAUACAGAGGAUUGGUCUCUGCUCAGGCACAUAGGGAGGAGAUCAUCCAGGAUCUGUACAGACUUGUUAAUGAUCCUCAGCGUGGGUGGGUCCAUUCUGGUAUGAUAAGGGAACUUUUCAUCGCGUUUAGGAAGUCGACAGGGCAGAAGCCUGACCGGAUCAUAUUCUUCCGUGAUGGAGUUAGUGAAGGACAGUUUAACCAAGUUCUGCUACAUGAGAUGGAUGCCAUUCGUCAGGCUUGUAACUCGCUGCAAGAAGGGUAUCUGCCUCGUGUUACGUUUAUCGUCGUUCAGAAACGUCACAACACUCGUCUCUUCCCCGCUGAACAUGGGAAUCGUAGCCAGACUGACAAGAGCGGCAACAUCUUACCAGGUACUGUGGUGGACACAAAGAUCUGUCACCCGACAGAGUUUGAUUUCUACUUAAACAGCCAUGCAGGAAUCAAGGGAACGAGUCGACCCGCACAUUACCACGUCCUUCACGACGAGAACAGGUUUACGGCCGACGCGUUGCAGAUGCUAACCAACAACCUCUGCUACACGUACGCAAGGUGCACAAGGUCUGUCUCAAUCGUGCCUCCGGCCUACUAUGCCCACCUGGCCGCCUUCAGGGCUCGGUAUUAUAUCGAGGGGGAGAUGUCGGAUGGAGCUUCUACGAGUGGUCGGAGCAGGAGCACUGCCACGGCCGAGGUCAGGCCGCUGCCGGCCAUCAAGGAGAACGUGAAAGAUGUCAUGUUUUACUGUUGAUUUGCGUUUUUUGGUGGAUGGGGGGAUAUUCUCUUCUGGCGGAUUGGAUGCAUUUGUGAAUGCAAAUACAAUAUCUAAUUAUGUUUUGGGUCUGGUGUGUAAAUGACUUGUGUUUUUGGCGGUUGAAUAUUUUCUCUUAACUGAAAAAAAAACGCCGAAAUAUAUUUUGUCAAAUUUGUUUUUGAUAUUA